This is a messenger RNA of Nematostella vectensis (starlet sea anemone), 2390 nucleotides long. RefSeq names its product motile sperm domain-containing protein 2. The coding region runs from base 70 to 1674 and encodes 534 amino acids. The transcript is spliced from 20 exons. The record is from RefSeq and is a predicted model, not a curated record. NCBI's taxonomy places the organism in Eukaryota, Metazoa, Cnidaria, Anthozoa, Actiniaria, Edwardsiidae.
GGAAUAAUUUCGCUCAGCUUUCGGAAUCUCGGAGCUCUUCCGAAUUCGACCGGAAAGAGGAAAGCAGUAAUGGCGGACGAUGAGACCGCGCAUGAAGCAAAUCGAAUCGCUGAGCUUCGUCGAAGGUUUUUCCUAGAAAACGAUGCAGUGGAUAAGUUUGAUGAGCGAGACCUUAUAAGGGUGAGACAGGAUGAUCUUUGGCUGCGAUGUUUCAUACGUGCUCGCAGUCAAGAUGUCGAUAAAGCUCUAGAAGCCCUGGUCUUUUGUUUAGAAUGGAGAAAGACAUUUGGACUUAAUGAUAUAACUGAAGACAACCUGAACAGAAAGCUUUUUGAAAGUGGAUUUCUUUUUCCACACAAUAUUGAUAAAGAUGGCAACACUAUCGUGCUAUUUGUUGGAAGAAACCAUAAGAAGGACCCCCAGCAGCAUCAUGAGAUGAAGCGCUUCCUGGUUUUCCUUCUAGAAAAACAUAGAAAAAUGUACCCAAGCAGAAAAAUCAAUUUGUUGUUUGACAUGCAGGAGACAGGACUUGCAAAUAUGGAUAUGGAGUUUGUCAAAUUUAUUAUCACAUGUUUUACAAACUACUACCCCAAUACUCUUUCAUGGCUGUUGGUCAUUGAGUUACCGUGGAUAUUAACAGCUGCCUGGAAAAUUGUGAAAACUUGGCUGAGUCCUAAUGCUGUUCGAAUUAUAAAAUUUGUCUCCAAAGAUGCACUACAUGAGUAUAUUGACAGAGAACAAUUACUGACAUCACUAGGAGGAACUGACACAUUUGAAUACACAUAUCCUUACGCAGAGGAAGAUAUGGGGCUUGGCCCACCAGAAAGAAAAGAAGAUCUUCAGCCAAAUAAUAAUGAUGCUGUUGUUGAGAAUGGGAGUGUUGAGGUGACGUCAGAUGAGACUGGCCUAGUACUAGAUGAAGCUGACACAGACUUAUCUAGGAAGGUCACAUUCGAGGAAGAACAUUUUGCCCACCACACACCCAAUAGUCCUUUCACUUUGAUUGAUGAUGAACCGACACAAAGAGCCAAACAAAUCAACCCAGCCAUUCAACCUGGGAAUUAUCUCACCAUCCGCCCUGCCGAGGAGCUUGUAUUCAUUGGCUCAAUGUCGAGUGCAGAGAUUCUGCAAACCCUGACUCUCAAGAAUACGUCAUCAACACAAGUAGCAUAUAAGGUCAAGACGACUUCUCCUGAGAGUUACCGGGUACGACCCAGUUCAGGCGUCAUCAACCAGGGGUCAUCUGCAGAAGUCAGUGUCUAUUUACAACCAGGUUUGGCUACCACCGUUAGUCGAGACAAGUUUCUUGUGAUGUCAAUGAGGGUAACUGGUGCUAACACUAAUGCCGAGGUCGCAUCACUUUGGAAAAAAGUUCACAAGAGCAGCAUUAUGGAGCACAGGUUGCGCUGCAAAUUUAUGACGUCAGAACAGUGCGACACCCAUGAUGCAAUUGGGCUUAGUCAGUUAGAGUCAAAUGAUACAGCCGACAAACACAAUACUGUCUCAUAUAAACAGAUUCAAGCAAUUGAGAAAAAGAUCGACCAGUUGUACCGCAAAGUCUCUUACAUAGAAGAAGGUCUUCAGGUGUUCAUCAAAGUUCAGCUUGCCCUUUUCUCUGGGAUGGUGAUUCUGUUUGCUGUCGUAUUUUACUAUGCCAUGUAUCUCAUGCACUAGUCACACAUACCAAACCUACUAAAAGCACCUUUUAAUGCUGCCGCAUACUGUUAUCAUGCCCCCUUCUCCUAAUCUUAUGAUGCUAUGCGCUUUCCUAGCUGUAGCUAGGGAAAAGCGUCAUAACACAACCGCAAAAUGUGAAAAAAGCGUCUUUCUCCUUGUUUUGUCGCGCCAUUUUUACGCUAUGCUCUCUUAAAAUGUAUAUCUGAUGCGCUUAUCACACACAUUGUAGAUAAGACUCUUUCUAAAUUUAUAUUGUUAACCAGCCGCCGUGUGCCACGAUCCAAGAUCCUCAAAUACCGAAUCUUUGUCUUGCGUAUCGCUUUUCCGUGAAGGGGCGUGGCUAAAUUUAAUUUUGACUAAAGAGGUCGUCACCCCUGUUUUAAUUACUGUAUUAUUUUAUAUAUAAAUAUAUUUUUCGAUGGAAUGUGAUUUUACAGAAACUGCAAUUACUGUAAGUAAUUCAUAUUAGGGCCCGUGAACUGACAUCAUUUCCCUAACCCAAAUCUUACAUGAAAUUUCACAUGACUUACUGGCUUAGAGUUGUCUUCGAGGGGAGGAGCUUUUUUUAGUUUAGCAACUUGAUGAAAGAAGAGCCAUCUGUACACAGGCUACCCGCUGCAUCCGGGUAUGACUAGAUGGAUUAUUGGGAAGUUCAGAUAAAAUUAAUAUUAAUUAAAAACCGUUUUCAAGUAAUAAAAUGUAAAGAAAAAUCA